CGCGGCUGUCAGCUGCACAGCAGCCUCUCUGGGGCAGCUGGGAAUCACAUAUAAACACUCGACUACCCAUCAUCAUCCAUCAUGCGCGUUGCCCUCCCUCUGCGCCAGGCGCGCCGCGAGGUGCACGGCAUGAUCCUCGUCUUCCGCGAAUCUGCUACUGCCCCAUCCCCCAUCCGCUCCCACCCAGGCGCCCCCGUGCCAAGCGACACCAACCCCUUCGCACGCGACCCGCCGUCGCCACCAGAGCAAGGCCAGACACCAUCGGGCCUCCCUGCAUGGCACCUCAAGUCUCGAACACGGCAGGUGGGUAGCAGCCGCUUUGUCGACUACGAGCGCAAGCAGGCGCCGGUGCCGCACGGCGUGCCACCAAACUUCCCCGACGACCAGCUCGAAGGCAAGCGACGGCUACCGGGCUGGGCGGUGUGGUUUGUCGGCAUAUUUGCCCUGAGCAUCAUCGAAGACAUUGUUGUCGCACGAACCCGCGCGGCCAAACGCCGUGACGAAGAGAAGGACGAGCAUGGCAAUGAGGUACGGCCUGAAUGGGACGAACGCGGUGACCGGAUGCGGGCGAUGAAUGCACAGCGCACCCGAGUAGAGGAACAAGCUCGUCGCAUCCAGGGCGGGAGGGGAUUAGGGCCUGCGCCGCCGCAGCAGAACCAGUGGGGCGACUCGCCCGAGUCGUUCGACGCCGGCGCCGGACGGAGCAGCGAGGCCUUUGGCCGUGGUUGAAGAUGAGGGUUGCUCGAUAGCAUGUGGAAGACUCGCAUGGGGCAUGGGCAUGUUGGAUGCAUGCUGCAGAUGCUCUUAGUGAGCGCCUGUUACUAACACCCUGUCCGAGUCGACAAGGUCCAGUGACGCCACGUGGCCUACGUCGCCGUCACUUUGACAGUAGUACCUUUCAGCCCCUAGCGCAAUUCACUGCGGGGACAGACGAACAAACACGCUCUGCUUGGGCUUUCCGGCCCGGCCCAGCCUUUCCAGCUUGCUAAUCCA
Cutaneotrichosporon oleaginosum is the source of this 993-nucleotide messenger RNA. RefSeq lists its product as uncharacterized. NCBI's taxonomy places the organism in Eukaryota, Fungi, Basidiomycota, Tremellomycetes, Trichosporonales, Trichosporonaceae. The record is from RefSeq and is a predicted model, not a curated record.